CUGUUUCCCUCGCACUGUCGCAGCCGGUCCCCUGUGGAUUAUGCCACAUAAUCACAACAUUGAUAUCAAAUUGAAAUACAUUUAAGGACAAUGACCCAACACACCUCCAGGCUGUGUAAGGGCUAUUUGAGCAAGAAGAAGAGUCAAUGCUGCAUCAGAUGACCUGGCCUCCACAAUCACCCGACCUCAUCGAAAUUGAUGUUUGGGAUGAAUUGGACCCGCAGAGUGAGGGAAAAUGAGCCAACAAGUGCUCAGCAUAUUUGGGAACUCCUCCAAGACUGUUGGAAAAGCAUUCCAUGUGAAGCUGAUUGAGAGAAUGCCAAGAGUGUGAAAAGCUGUCAUCAAAGCAAAGGCCCCCUCCCCUCUAUAACCCAGAUCUUGGAGACAGGUCUUGUGGCCAUGGCGAAAGACCCGUUGGGUGAAGCUGGUCUUCAUUUUGAUGAGCUCAACAAGCUACGCGUGCUGGAACCAGAAGUGGACCAGAAGACCAGGGAGCUCAAGGAGGAGUGUGAAGACUUUGUUGACAAAAUCAGCCAGUUCCAGAACGUAGUGGGUGGUCUCAUUGAGCUGGUGGAUGAAUUGGCAAAAGAGGCAGAGACAGAAAAGAUGAAGGCUAUUGGAGCCAGGAACCUGUUGAAGUCUGUGGCCAAGCAGAGGGAGGCCCAGCAACAGCAGCUACAGGCCCUGAUAGCAGAGAAGAAGAUGCAGCUGGAGAGGUAUCGCAUUGAGUAUGAAGCUCUCUCCAAAGUGGAGGCUGAGCAGAAGGAGUUUAUUGAACAGUUCAUUCUGCAGAAAUAAGGCCCGAAGUCUGUGUGUGUGUUAGUGACCAUGUUUCCAGGGUGCCUGUAUUGUUUUCUAUGGGUGAUAUCCACUACACUAUGGGCUAACGGGAAUCACUCAUCUGAACACAAUAACCUCUCUUACACUUCACAAGCAAUCCAAAAAUGUUCCAACUAAAACACAGGUUUGGCCCAGACACCAACAGACAGACUACAUGCAAAGUUAGAAGACCAUGUAUAACACCAUCAAAUGUUCCUCACUAGCCGGUGUCUAAGUGACAAUUCCCCCCCCCCCCCAAGUUAUCUAUUUUUAGCAUUUAAGUGUUGGAAUGCUUGAAUAUAGUUCAAACCUGAGGCUCUAUAGGUGUCAUGCCUUUCACAACACUACAGUAUGUCAGUCAACCAAAUGGGGAAGAAAGCUAUUUAUAUAUAUAUGAAGGAAUUUAUUUAUACUAUUUAAUACUGAAUAAUUACUCUGUAUAGAUAGUUUUAUUACCUUUUCUACAAGUGGGGGAAAAAAGUACAGUAUGUGCAUGUUACUGUAAAUAAUUUCAUGAUUUUGAAAACAAUUAAUUUUAUUUUUGCUGUGUGUUGCACCCGCCCCAUUUAAAAGUAAAGUGCAUUUCAAAUGUAUAUUAUACAUUUUAUGUUUACAGUAAAUAUCAAGACAUUAGAAAAUAUGAGCAUCCUCUGCAUUCAUCUUAUCCAUGUUAAAAGUUAGUAUACCAACUUAGUGGACCAACUUCAUCAAAAGAUGAGAUAUACUUGAAUAAAAAGGAUUUGCACAUUU
Messenger RNA from Salvelinus fontinalis (brook trout), 1569 nucleotides. Its product is annotated as intraflagellar transport protein 20 homolog. Gene Ontology annotation, biological process: protein localization to cilium; intraciliary transport; centrosome localization. The transcript has 6 exons. The record is from RefSeq and is a predicted model, not a curated record. Lineage: Eukaryota; Metazoa; Chordata; Actinopteri; Salmoniformes; Salmonidae. Bases 400 to 798 code for a protein of 132 amino acids. Gene Ontology annotation, cellular component: intraciliary transport particle B; Golgi apparatus; cilium.